Molecule: messenger RNA, 3706 nt
Organism: Vicugna pacos (alpaca)
Lineage: Eukaryota; Metazoa; Chordata; Mammalia; Artiodactyla; Camelidae
Gene: SLC6A14
Product: solute carrier family 6 member 14
Biological process (GO): beta-alanine transport; (R)-carnitine transmembrane transport; sodium ion transmembrane transport
Cellular component (GO): plasma membrane
Molecular function (GO): branched-chain amino acid:sodium symporter activity; beta-alanine transmembrane transporter activity; (R)-carnitine transmembrane transporter activity
Source: RefSeq, a predicted model, not a curated record
GCGCCCGGGCGGGGGAGGGGAGAGCUUCCCUCCAUAAAUGGUCCCACCCCUGGGCAAGGUGGCUCACUCUGGCAGGUAGCAACGGGGGAGUGUGCACCUGCCACCAGUCAAGCCCAGCCAGACAGCGAGACAGGCGGAGCGAGCCCAGGGAGUGAGUGAACCAUGGACAAGUUGAAAUGCCUGAGCUUCUUCAAGUGCAGAGGGAAGGAGAAAGUGACGGCUUCAUCUGAGAAUUUCCAUGUUGGUGAAAAUGAUGAGAAUCAGGACCGUGGUAACUGGUCCAAAAAAUCGGAUUACCUUCUAUCUAUGGUUGGAUAUGCAGUGGGAUUGGGGAAUGUGUGGAGGUUCCCGUAUUUGACCUACAACAAUGGCGGAGGUGCCUUCUUGAUACCUUAUGCAAUUAUGCUAGCAUUGGCUGGUUUACCUUUAUUCUUCCUAGAGUGUUCACUGGGACAAUUUGCUAGCUUAGGUCCAGUUUCAGUGUGGAGAAUUCUUCCAUUGUUUCAAGGUGUGGGGAUUACAAUGGUCCUGAUAUCCAUUUUUGUGACAAUCUAUUACAAUGUCAUAAUAGCCUACAGUCUUUACUACAUGUUUGCUUCAUUCCAAAGUGAGCUGCCAUGGAAAUACUGUUCUGAUUGGGCAGAUGAAAACUGUAGCAGAACGCCGAUAGUAACACAUUGUAAUGUGAGUAUAAACAUGACUGAAAUCAUCCAAAUGAAUAAAAGCUGGGUAGAUGCCAACAAUUUUACCUGCCUCAAUGGAAGUGAAAUUUCUCAGCCAGGGCAGCUUCCCAGUGAACAAUACUGGAAUAAAGUUGCGCUCCAGCGGUCAAAUGGAAUGGAUGAGACUGGAGUCAUUGUGUGGUAUUUAGCACUUUGUCUUCUUCUGGCUUGGCUCAUAGUUGGAGCAGCACUAUUUAAAGGAAUCAAGUCUUCUGGCAAGGUGGUAUAUUUUACAGCUAUUUUCCCCUAUGUUGUCUUACUCAUCCUGUUGAUCAGAGGGGCAACUCUGGAUGGUGCAUCAAAAGGCAUUUCUUACUACAUUGGAGCACAGUCAAAUUUUACAAAACUUAGGGAAGCUGAGGUAUGGAAGGAUGCUGCCACACAGAUAUUUUACUCCCUUUCAGUGGCUUGGGGUGGCUUAGUUGCUCUAUCAUCUUAUAAUAAGUUCAAUAACAACUGCUUCUCAGAUGCCAUUGUAGUUUGUUUGACAAACUGCCUCACUAGUGUGUUCGCUGGAUUCGCUAUUUUUUCUAUACUGGGACACAUGGCUCAUAUAUCUGGAAAAGAAGUCUCUCAAGUUGUGAAGUCAGGUUUUGAUUUGGCAUUCAUUGCUUAUCCAGAAGCUCUAGCCCAACUACCAGGUGGACCGUUUUGGUCCAUAUUAUUUUUCUUCAUGCUUUUGACUUUGGGUCUCGACUCUCAGUUUGCUUCCAUUGAAACGAUCACAACAACGAUUCAAGAUUUAUUUCCCAAAGUGAUGAAGAAAAUGAGGGUUCCCAUAACUUUGGGUUGCUGCUUGAUUUUGUUUCUCCUUGGUCUCGUCUGUGUGACUCAGGCUGGAAUUUACUGGGUUAAUCUGAUUGACCAUUUCUGUGCUGGAUGGGGCAUUUUGAUUGCAGCUAUACUGGAAAUAGUAGGAAUCAUCUGGAUUUAUGGAGGGAACAGAUUCAUUGAAGACAUAGAAAUGAUGAUUGGAGCAAAAAGGUGGAUAUUCUGGCUAUGGUGGAGAGCUUGCUGGUUUGUCAUUACGCCUAUCCUUUUGAUUGCAAUUUUGGUCUGGUCAUUGGUGCAGUUUCAUAGACCUGAGUAUGCCAAAAUUCCAUACCCUGACUGGGCAGUUGCUCUAGGCUGGUGUAUGAUAAUUUUCUGCAUUAUCUGGAUUCCAAUUAUGGCUAUCAUAAAAAUAAUUCAAGCUAAAGGAAACAUCUUUCAACGCUUUAUAAGCUGCUGCAGACCAGCCUCUAACUGGGGGCCAUACCUGGAACAACAUCGUGGGGAAAGAUAUAAAGACAUGGUAGAUUCUAAAAAAGAGACUGACCAUGAAAUACCUACUGUUAGUGCCAGCAGAAAACCAGAAUGAGUUCUCAUUUUUAAAAAUAUGUGGUUAUGUAAUGUGAUUGUUUUAGAAUAGAGGGAAUUUUUAUUUAUUUGUAUGUCGAAUAGAAAAAUGUAUAUACUAUGUUUAUAAUAGCAUAAUGAGCUUUUUUUUCUCCAUUUAAGCAGGAAUGUAAUAUAAAAAUGUGAAGCUACUAAUAUUUAGCAAUGUGAUUAUUAUAUUUGUUUUAAGAUUUUCUGUUAACACACACACAUAGCUGCCUCUAUUUCAUAAUAACAUUGUUGUAAUUAUUACCAGAAUAUUUUUCCAAUAUAUUGAAGGCUUUAUUUUGACCUGGUUUAUUUAGAAAAUAGCUAUAUUUUCUAUUAUACAUGUUUUUAACUAUUAGUUGCUUACAUUUUCUUAGCACACAAUCUUUCUUUUCCAUAAAGCGGAGAGACUAAAUCAAUAUAUUGAAAAGAAAGUGUUAAAAUUGAAAGCCUCACUUAAUUAGAAAUGUCAUAUGGAAAAAAUGGACUGUGUAUAUAAGGACUGUAGUUGUUUAAUACUUUUGAUUCAAAUGUCUGAACACUUCAUCUAUUUAUUACUCACUUUUUCUGUGAACUUAGUGGUUAUAUUCUUUAUUUACAAAUAGUGAACUAACACAGAAAAAUAAGGAUUCUAUGGCCAGUAAGUGAUUAAUACAGAAAAUGGAACCUGGAAGCUUUAGUAUUUCUUUCCCCACAAAAUGUCUUCCUUAGGUUACAUUUGGAAGAAAAAUACGACCCAUCUAAUUUCUACUAUUUCACAAAGUUAAGAGUCGUUCAUAAUACACUCUGAAACCUAGGUUUAAUUUCAAAUAGAAAAUAUACUAAUGACAGAAUGGCUUCAAUCAAAUCUAAGAGCUUAUGAUUGAAAUGUAUAGUCAAUAGAUCAAGCAGAAUGAUUUUGUCUUAUUUGAAUAAGUUACUACUUACAGGUGAUAACUUAUUUACACACUUAAAGGAGAUAAACUUGUCAAACUUGUCAAGAAUGAGGGCAGCCAAAUUAGAAAGUCCUAUGUCCCAGUUUCCUUACAAAUAAUAAUGAAAACAUAUUGUAUCACCAGUAGAUUUAUACAUUGAUUAUGUAUCACUGACAAUUCGUUUAACAUCACAGCCUAGCACGAUGAACAUUGCCUAAAUAUGUAAGAAACGUUUCAGUUAUUCUUAAGUUUCUUAACCUGAGCUUCAGAGAAUGUAUGAAACUGAUACUAUAUGUAAUAUUUUUCUAUGUGUAUCUGUGUAUGCAUUUUUCUAAGGAGAGAGUCCAUAGUUUUCAUCAGAAUAUCAAAAGAGAUCUGUGACUCAAAAGUUUAAGAACUACAUAUACUACUGCUGGUUUUUUGUUCUUGGCAAAUGAGGAAUAAAAGAAUAAUUUUAAGCCUUAAUUUCUUACGCAUUUUAAAUUCCUUUUCCUCUUCCUUUUGAUUGAAGAUGAUUAAAGGAGUAAGGGAUUAAGGUGUUUCUUUAAUUUAUACUGGUAAUUUAUUGGGGGGCAUGAAGACAGGUGUCUUUGUAAGCCUUUAAUUGAAUAAUCUCAGUGAAUUAUGUAUAUAUAUAUAUGAUGAACUUGUGUUAGAUAUUUUGAGGGCUUUCUUAGAUGGUAGGUCAAAUGCUUAGUGAAUUUC